UUUUAUAUAUAUACGGAGGCAAACUAAGCAAAGCAGCAGCAAGAUGGGGCGGCGCCACCGCAGCAAGUCGCACACCCUCACGUCCUCCUCCUCCUCCUCCGAGUUUGAAUUCCGCAUCUCCCUCUCCCCCCACAAAUCCUCCCGCCCCGCCGACGAGCUCUUCUACAAGGGCCAGAUCCUCCCUCUCCACCUCUCCCCCCGCCUCUCCAUGCUCCAGUCUCUCCUCCUCUCCUCCUCUCCCUCCUCCUCCUCCUCCACCUCCCGCGACUCCACCUCCUCCUCCGACCUCCUCCUCGACUACGACUCCUCCCGCCCCAGCUCCUCCACCGACGACGACUUCAUCAAACGCCCCUCCUCCUCCUCCACCACCGACCGCAAAUCCCCGAAAUACUUCUCCCUCGCCAAAUUCUCCUCCGUCUUCCGCAAGGACACCAAGACCGCCUCAUCUGUCAAGCGCGUCAGCACCACCGCCAGAGGAGUCCUCCGCAAGUACUUCAACAAGGUCAAACCCCUCUACGAAAAGCUCUCCCACAAACAACAACAACACCAGAAAAUGCCUGCGCCGGCGGCCGUGGCUCGGCGAUCGAACGAGAAUUCUAGAGAAAUCUCAAUGUCUUUCUCCGGGAAUUUGAGAUACCCUAGGCGAAGAAGCAGCAUCUCGAGCUGCCCUUCCUCAAUGACGUCGUCGCCGCGGCGGGGCGAGGCCCCGCAAAUGGGUCGGGUCGGAUCCGGAUCGUACAACCCGGGAGCUUCGUCGAUGGCGGAGCUGCAGAGCGCCAUCCAAGGCGCCAUUGCCCACUGCAAAAACUCCAUGACGAAGAACAAUAAUGCGGUCAGUAACGACAUUUCUCAAUAAUUAUUUUUAUGGUCAACUAUUAACAUACCUUUCUCAUUGAUUAGUCUAAUUAUAAUCGAUCCAAUUUAUAGUUGAAUUAGUUAUCUGGAGUUCUUGUUAGUUCUGUAUGUAAUCUUGUUUGGUAUAAUCAUAUAUGAUAAGUUUUCAACUUUUAAA
Salvia splendens (bonfire salvia) is the source of this 1012-nucleotide messenger RNA. Its product is annotated as probable membrane-associated kinase regulator 1. Bases 44 to 856 code for a protein of 270 amino acids. NCBI's taxonomy places the organism in Eukaryota, Viridiplantae, Streptophyta, Magnoliopsida, Lamiales, Lamiaceae. Gene Ontology annotation, cellular component: plasma membrane. Gene Ontology annotation, molecular function: kinase inhibitor activity. The transcript has a single exon. The record is from RefSeq and is a predicted model, not a curated record.